CUUGGUUCCACCUGAGAGGAAACAUGGCAAAAAGAUCAGAUUUUGCACAGAAGCUUUUAGAUGAUCUCCGGGUGCGGAAGGAACGAAUGUCUGCUUCUCAAAGCUCAAAAAGUUCAAAGGCAAUAGCAGCAGAUGCAUAUUCUUAUUCCAAGCGCGCUUAUAGAGGAUCCACAGAAAUGAAAACGCAUCAAACUAUUGUCUUAAAAAAUGGAAAUACACGCCCCAAGUCUAUGGGAGGCAAUAGGCCAGUCUCCAUUGGAGAGGGUUCAGAACAGAUUGUUCCUUUUGGGAGAGGUAAAAGCUCAGAACACAUUGGAGAUCUAUCCAUGGCACUGGCUUUUGCUCUUGAAAAUGGAGGAAGCCUCAGAAGAAUGGAUUCAUCUGGCAAUAGUUCAGUGCUGGGUUUCCUGAAUCAGAUUAGCAGACGAUCAGUAGACAUGGGCAAGAUGGAAAGAAGCAGCAUUGAUAGGCACAGCUCCUCAACUAGCCGCUUCCCUAACCUUCCUCAUCUCCAUCUCAAAGAGAUAUCUAAAGGGGCACAAAAAUUAAAUCAGAUCCUGAGAGCCUGCUCUAAUGGUGUUAACUUUGAUAGAUAUUCAAUAGAAAUUGGAAGGGAGCUAUUGAAGGGGGCCAUGGAUUUAGAAGAGUCCCUCCGCAUGCUAGUAAACCUGCAAGAAGCCUCAGAAUACAUGAUCAAACCACAAAGCAAAACUCGGAUCACAUUGCUUGAUGAUGAUGAAGAUGACAAUGAUAUCACCAUGAAAACAGAUGAGAAUAAGCAACUUGCUCGGCCAAUAUUCUCAUUUGACAAGCCUUCAAAGAAUUCUCAAUACAUCCAGGAAGCUGCAAGAACUGAUCUCAAGCAAAGGCUAAUGGCCCUGACUUACAAAUCGAAAACUACAAACUUCAGCUAUGAUAAUCACAAUUUAAGCACCUCACAUUCCACUUCUCAGAGGCAAUCAGCUAGCUACAACCCCAAUAUUAAAACUUUCACAGCUUUCCCAGAGCAAAAAUAUCAUUCAGGUCCAUUAAUACCAAAACCAGAAAAUGGGAGAAUCCCAAAUGUAAUUGCAAAAUUAAUGGGGCUGGAAGAACUUCCAGAAAAUGAUGAUUCAAAGGAUAUGGCAAAGAAAGAGAACAGUUCCAAGGGAAAAACUGAUCGGACAGUUGCAAAAAAAACUGCAGAAGUUACACAUGAAAGGAAGAUGAAAGAUCCCGGGAAUUUGGCGUCAACAAUCAGAAAACAUAAAAAGAUGCAGCACAACCAAAUUCAAUUGACCCAGGACACAACAAAUAGCACGAAAGCAGAAAGGAACCUAGCAAAUCAACAUGCUAGCUUUGAACGGACUAUUCAAGAUAGAAAAUUACAGCAGAAGGAUGUGGAAGGGAUAAAACCAAUGAGAAGCUCAAACAAGGCCAACAUGAAAAUAGGCAAGCAUCUGAGCAACAUUGACCAAUCAAGCCAAAGCAUAAAAAGUCGAAAGGAUAUUCAGGAGAAAGAGAGAAAAAAGGCUAAUCCAAAGCUGAGAGGACAUAAAGGCAAAGAAAAAGGUGAAACUAAGGAACUAAUCCUAAACCAUCAGCUACAGCAGAUGACACAUGGGAUGCCAAAUGGAUCUGAAGCUGCAAUUGCAUUUCAGGGGCAAGCAGAAUGCAAUUUAAUCAUGCUUAAAACAGAAAUAAGAGAUGCACGUGUGCUACUAUCCAACGUACAACCAAAGUCUGCCAACAAUCUUGCAUUCCAACAGCAUCAAAUGCUCCAAGGUUUUGAGUCAUUAGACAUAAAGCAUCGUGCAGUAGAGAAUGAGCAGCAGAGUGCUAAACAGAUGAUACAAGUGAGAAGGCAAAUAAGAAGUGAAUCCAGGAGCUCGCCAAAAAAGUAUUCACACACAAGCCAAGCAACAACUAAUAAUGGAAGCUUCAUAGAACCAACGGGUACAAUGCAAUCCAUGGGAUUCCGAAAUAAGGGGGACCAUGGAGAUCUUGUUCAAGACAAUAAUUCUCCUAAUUUCAAUGUUUCAGUGCAAGAUUCAAUGAAUAACUCAAAUCUAAAUUCGUCUCCAAGAAAUGUGAACUCUGAAGUAAUGAGAGAAAAAAAUAUAACCACCAUUCCACCAUUAAUAGAAGAGAAACCUGUACAUCUACCUGCUGUGCAGAAGGUAAAGGUUGCAAGAGUUCAAAAGGCUGAUGUUCCUCAAAAGAUUGAUGAACUGGUGGCAAGAAGAAGUGGAAAUCCUCACAACUUGGGAAGGCCACUGAAACAUCAGACUUCCAUGUUGCCAGAAGCAAAGCAGAGAAGGCAUAACACAGUUGGUCAAUCCAAGGAAGAAGAACAAGUGAGAUCCAACAGGUCCAACGAAGCAGAGGCAGGCAUUCCUAAAUCCAAGAAAUCAGUAUCAAGCACACAACAACCAAGACUGUUGAAAGAACUACAAAGUCAACCUGAACAAGCUUCCAACUUGUGCAUUCCUCCCAUGAAUGACGAGUGCCAGAGCAUAAAAGGACCAGAAAUCCUACCUCCAGAUGAAAAUUCAUCGUCAGUGAUAAAUGAUCAACAAUGUUAUGAACCUGAUUUUGGCAUAGACAAACACACAUCUCAUAGCAUUGUCUUGGAUCCACUUAAUAGAAAUCGUGAAGGCAAGAUAGAUAUAAGUUACACCCCACAACUGGAGAAUCAAAAAGUAUAUGGAUUGGAAACACUAGAGCCGCUAACAGAAAGUGAAAAUCACCUCAAGCAAAUCCUGAUUAAAAGUCAGCUAUUUCUUAACACAGCAGAAGCACUUUUUAAACUCAAUAUUCCUCUUGACAUUCUCCAUGCUGGUGAUCGUGACUGCCACGAUGAACAGCGCAAGCUCAUAUUGGACUGUGGCUAUGAAGUAAUGAAACGAAAAGGGAAAAGGCAAGAGCUUAGCGUUCAUCCUUUCAUGAGGAUUUCUAUCACUUCAUUUAAGGUAAGAUCCUUGUAUGACUUGAUUAAGCAGUUGCAAAAAGAUAUUGGGAAGUUAAAACAUAAAGCAGAAUGCACUGUUGAAGAUUACCUCCCCAAAAUGCUUGAGAUUGAUGUCUACAACAGGGAUCUAGAUGUUAAUUGUAUGUGGGACUUCGGUUGGCAUGAGAUGAUGUUUGCAUUUCUCGAAAAAGAUGAUGUUAUAAGGGAUGUGGAGAGGCAUUUGCUCAAUGCACUCCUCGAUGAGGUUACUGGAGAUCUUAUGCUAGUAUUUUGAUUACAUUUAAGAACAACACUAUGUAAUGCAUAAAAAGAAAGUUUGCUUUUCAUUCUGGUGCACAGCAAACAAAAUAAUUUGUGUGGCACAUAUGUGAUUUUCACCCAAUAUAACUUCAAUUAUACUGCUUAUUUUUGC
Molecule: messenger RNA, 3362 nt
Organism: Manihot esculenta (cassava)
Lineage: Eukaryota; Viridiplantae; Streptophyta; Magnoliopsida; Malpighiales; Euphorbiaceae
Exons: 5
Coding region: 24-3224 (1066 amino acids)
Source: RefSeq, a predicted model, not a curated record